This is a messenger RNA of Mercurialis annua (annual mercury), 1363 nucleotides long. RefSeq names its product proline-rich receptor-like protein kinase PERK7. The coding region runs from base 207 to 1076 and encodes 289 amino acids. The transcript is spliced from 3 exons. The record is from RefSeq and is a predicted model, not a curated record. Lineage: Eukaryota; Viridiplantae; Streptophyta; Magnoliopsida; Malpighiales; Euphorbiaceae.
CAGUACAAGACGCAUUCUCUUCUUUCUCUUCCAUUUAGCCCCCAGAUUUUUUUUUACAGCAGCACCACCACCGCCACCUCCUCCUUCCAUUUCUCUCCUUCUCAUUCACCCCAUUUUAGGGUUUUUCUCCAUCCUUUUCUUCAUCUUACGCAUUAUAUAUAUAUACAUGAAAUAUAUUAUAUAACUGUUUUGUUCCCUUUUUUUCAAUGGCUACAGCACCUGUUAAACCUCAACAGCUUCAUAACUUCCCUCUCUCGCUCAAAUGGGGCCAAACCACCACUCUCGCCACCGCCUCCACUAACAAUCACCGCAACAGUCAGUGUCUAACACCACCGCCACCACCACCACCAACAACAACAUCAACACUUGCACCCGACUCCGAAACCGAAUCCGACCCUGAACCAUCGCAAUCAGACAUCCGAUAUCAACGACAACAACAUCCUCCUCCUCCUCCUCGGGUCGGAUCCCGUUCAGCCCGUGUACAGCGGUUUUCAUUCAGCCCAUGCGCUACACUCCUACCUAAUCAAGUGAAAAACUCUCCAACUGCAAGCCCGCAGAAAUCGGAAGGUGGAAACGCCACCGUUUUGGACGAAGGAAACAACAACAAGAAGAAGGAAGUUGUAGAAGAAGAGGAGGAAGGAGAGAAUUCAAGGCCAUGGAAAUUAAGGCCAAGGAAAGGAAUACUGAGCGGAUUCAAAGAAACGACGACGUUUCAAGUGAAUGAUCAUCAACAACAGAAGGAAAACUCAACUCACUUUCAGCCGCCAAAAUCCGCGAGAUUAAGAGGAUUAGUAGAGUCAUCAUCAACAGCAUCAGGAGUAUUAGGAGUAGGAUUAGGGUUAGGAAGCGGCGGUGUUACUGUUGAGAAGAAGGAGAAAUUGAAAUUCUGGAUAUCUUUAUCGCGUGAAGAGAUUGAAGAAGAUAUUUUCAUUAUGACAGGCUCUAGACCUUCUAGAAGACCUAAGAAACGUCCUAAGAACGUACAGAAAGCUCUUGAUAAUACGUUUCCUGGAAUGUGGUUGGUGGGUACUACUGCUGAUUCUUACAGACUAAUUGAUCCUCCGGUUAAGAGGUGAAAAAAAGGGGGGCGAUUGCUAUAUACUCUUGGGUUAUAAUCACUGAAAUUUGUAAAGAUGGAGAAAUGGAAGAGGUAAACAAAAAAGUAAAAAGUGACAAAAAUUGAUAUUGAAAUUUACAUGUUACUGCUUCUUGUGGUUUUAUGCAGGAGGCGUAAGUUAGUAUGUUUUAUUUUUCAUUUUCAGUAGUAGUUUUUAAUGUGUAAACAUCAUCAGAAAGACAAAUUUAAUAGGCGAUUACAUCAUGAGCGGAGUUUAAAAUUUGGGUGGAGAAGUUUUGUGAUUUA